AUGCGCGGGGGAGAUGGAGGGGGCACCAGGCUCCGUCUGGGCAGCUUCCCGCGUGUUUCUUCAGGGCUGGACAGGCUCCAGAUAAGCGAUUCCCAGGCCGCGGUUACCGCAGCCACCUAUCAAGCGUGCCUGGGGACAGCGGUUAGCGGGGAUCUCCCCCGCUCCGAGCACAGCCUCCCAGCCGUCCUGGGUGGUCGGAGCGAGGGGAAACCCGCCUUCGGGGAAGUGAACCAGCUCGGGGGGGUGUUUGUCAACGGGAGACCCCUGCCCAAUGCCAUCAGGCUGCGGAUUGUGGAACUGGCGCAACUGGGUAUCAGGCCGUGCGACAUCAGCCGGCAGCUCCGCGUUUCCCACGGCUGCGUCAGCAAAAUCCUGGCUCGCUACAACGAGACCGGCUCCAUCCUACCGGGGGCCAUCGGAGGCAGCAAGCCUCGGGGGCUCCCGGGAGGCUCAGCGAGGUGUAGCGGGCGAGAGACAGGCUUCCCCUUAACUCUGUCCCGCAAACUUCUUCCCGUGGGGAGACGAAGCCGUCUCCAGCCCGGGGCAAAAGCGCUCCGCAUCCCGGCCCCUGCAGCUGACCCCCUCUUCCCUCCCUGUUUCCCAGCAGUGAGCGACUCCUCGCCUUACCCCAGCCCCAAGGUGGAGGAAUGGAGCAGCCUGGGCCGAAAUAGCUUCCCCCCCCCGGCCCAGCACACCGUGAACGGCCUGGAGAAGAGCUCCCUGGAGCAGGAGGCCAAGUACAGCCAGGCACCCAAUGGCCUCCCAGCUGUCAGCAGUUUCGUCUCAGCACCAGCCAUGCCUCCCUAUGCCACACCAGCCCAGGUGUCACCUUACAUGACAUACAGUGCCACCCCGUCUGGGUACAUGGCCAGCCAUGGCUGGCAGCACGCUGGUGGCACCCCGCUGUCCCCUCACGGCUGUGACAUCCCCGCCUCGCUGGCGUUCAAGGGCGUGCAGACGGCCAGGGAGGGCAGCCACUCCGUCACGGCCUCCGCUCUCUGA
Messenger RNA from Opisthocomus hoazin, 1002 nucleotides. Lineage: Eukaryota; Metazoa; Chordata; Aves; Opisthocomiformes; Opisthocomidae. The record is from RefSeq and is a predicted model, not a curated record.